UUACAGAGUCUAAAACUGAAGUUGUUUGACAGCCAUUGAUGACUGAUCUGAGCUCACAGUUUCACAUAAAUUCCAAAACGUGGAGACCCAGCGUUUCCGCCAAUCUCGACUUCCUUCUCCGACUAAACUCUCCACCUAUUCAUCUUUAUCUUUAUGCGGCUAUUCGAUAAUUCAACUUUUAAUAUUAUAAUUUUUUUUUUUUGCAUUAAGAUUGUCGUUGGAAAUAUAAUUUUAUCUUAUUGUCAAAGGCUAAAAAGUCUUCUGGGUUCAGUGCUUUUUUAAGUUAUUUCUUUCAUCAGGCUUGGUAUUUAUAUCCAGUAUUUAAUAUAUAGAUUCUGGCGUGACGUUAAAAGAUGAAAAUUUUAAUGUUAACUAAAUUUAUAUAGGUUUAGCCGACAAAGAGUUAAGAAGGUGGUAAAGUUUGGUCUUGGUUCAUUGAACCUGCCCGGGAUUUGGGUUGUUGCCAGUAUUCUUGUUAUUCAACAAAACCAUAAAAGAAAUAUGAGGACCGUCGAGUUUGGGGGAGCCAGAAGAAAAGUUACAGGUGGCUUGAGAGAGAAAGUGAUUUUUGGGAGGCAAAGACUUUUUUUGGGCUGUGGGGUUUUGGUCUUAUGAUCCACUAUCAAUGGCUUUGGUGAGAAGCAUAUGAAGGAGGAGAGGGGGAAAACUCAAAGGAAAAGAGGCUCACCGAAGAGUGAAAGGUUAGUGUGUGCUUCUGGUUUUCUUGCCACUGUUGUCGCCUGUGCGAUCAACUCAACACGUUCUGAGACUGAAUAUUUUAUUAGAACCUAUAUAAGCAUCGUCUGUAAGACUCCAUUCAAAUCAAGAGGGAUCUGCACAUUAGGUCCUUAAGCUUCCUAUCACUUUGUUGUGGUUAGCUUCGUUUUCUUUCACCAUCAGUAGUUCCUCAGCGUUGUUAUUUCGUUGCCAUUGAAUUAGUACUCCUAAUUUUCCAUGGAUCCUUCAACCGGAGAGGUUGAAACAAAAGAGAUUGAUAUUAAAAGUGAGUUAUCUUCUCAACGUUACUCUCAACGAUACUCACAAAAUGAGCCUUAUGUGCACAAGGUGGGGAUUCCCCCUAAACAAAAUCUAUUCAAGGAAUUCAAAACAACUGUUAAAGAAACAUUUUUAGCUGAUGAUCCGCUGCGUCACUUCAAGAAUCAACCAAGGUCGCGUAAGUUCAUCCUUGGCAUCCAGGCCAUCUUCCCCAUUCUUAAAUGGGCAAGGAAUUAUAAUUUAUCUAAAUUUAAAGGGGAUGUCAUUGCCGGUCUGACCAUUGCAAGUCUCUGCAUUCCUCAGGAUAUUGGGUAUGCAAAGCUAGCGAACUUGGAUCCACAAUACGGGCUGUACACCAGUUUUGUUCCACCUUUGGUUUAUGCAUUUAUGGGUAGUUCAAGAGACAUCGCCAUAGGACCAGUUGCAGUGGUAUCUCUCCUGUUGGGGACUCUGCUUCAGGGUGAAAUUAAUUAUAAAACAAAUAUGGCAGAGUAUCGGCGUCUUGCUUUCACUGCCACAUUUUUUGCAGGAAUUACACAAGCUGCCCUUGGAAUUUUCAGGUUGGGUUUCCUGAUUGACUUCCUAUCUCAUGCUGCUGUCGUGGGUUUUAUGGGUGGAGCUGCAAUAACCAUUGCUCUCCAACAGCUUAAGGGUUUUCUGGGCAUCAAAAACUUCACUAAGAAAUCAGAUAUUGUCUCGGUGAUGAGAUCAGUGAUCAAGUCAGCUCAUCAUGGAUGGAACUGGCAGACCAUCGUUAUUGGAGCAAGCUUUCUAGGUUUCCUUUUUUUUGCAAAGUACAUUGGAAAGAAGAACAAGAAAUUUUUCUGGGUGCCAGCAAUCGCCCCGUUAAUCUCUGUAAUUCUGUCAACAUUUUUUGUAUUCAUAACCCGUGCAGAUAAGGAAGGUGUUCAAAUAGUAAAUCAUAUAGCAAAAGGAAUCAACCCCUCAUCUGUGAAUCAAAUAUAUUUCAGUGGUAAAUAUCUCCUUCAAGGUGUCAAAAUUGGUGUGGUUGCUGGCAUGAUAGCACUGACGGAAGCUGUAGCAAUCGGUAGAACUUUUGCUUCCAUGAAGGACUAUCAAUUGGAUGGAAACAAAGAAAUGGUAGCACUAGGAGCAAUGAACAUUGUAGGUUCAAUGACUUCGUGCUAUGUGGCCACAGGCUCAUUUUCUCGAUCAGCAGUAAACUACAUGGCAGGCUGCCAGACUGCAGCCUCCAACAUUGUCAUGUCUUGUGUUGUAUUUCUAACCUUAGAGUUCAUCACCCCUCUUUUCAAGUAUACUCCAAAUGCAAUUCUUUCUGCCAUCAUUAUAUCAGCUGUGCUUGGCCUAAUUGACAUUGAGGCAGCAUGUUUGAUAUGGAAGGUAGACAAAUUUGAUUUUGUCGCCUGCAUUGGAGCCUUCUUUGGAGUAGUUUUUGCCUCUGUUGAGAUCGGCCUUUUAAUUGCGGUUUCCAUAUCCUUUGCUAAAAUCCUCUUGCAAGUCACCAGGCCCCGGACAGCUCUUCUGGGAAAGAUUCCUAGGACUGCUGUGUACCGAAACAUCCAACAAUAUCCAAAUGCAACCAAGGUUCCUGGUGUCAUGAUCGUCAGAGUUGAUUCGGCAAUUUACUUUUCGAACUCUAAUUAUGUUAAGGAGAGGAUAUUAAGAUGGUUGACAGAUGAAGAAGAACAAAAUAAAGCAGUGGGUGAACAUAAAAUCCAAUAUUUGAUAGUUGAAAUGUCACCUGUUACUGACAUAGACACCAGUGGUAUCCAUGCCUUGGAAGACUUAUACAAGAGUCUACAAAAGAGAGACGUUGAGCUUGUUUUGGCAAACCCGGGUCCAGUGGUGAUUGACAAGCUUCACGUAUCCCAGUUUGCAAACAUGAUCGGGGAGGACAAAAUCUUCCUCACAGUUGCAGACGCAGUUUCAUGGUGCUCUCCUAAAACACCAGUGGAAGAGGUUUGAUGAAAACAACUGAAAUAGCAUUGGGAGAGAGGACGAGAGUGUAAAGUGGAGUGUGAAUGCCAAUAAUGGAUCAAUGACGGAAAUGUCCAAAGAAUUCAAUCCUAGUUAAAUUUGUAUAUCAAGGAAGCUUGUUUUGAAGUGUAAUUUAUUCAGUUAUGAGAUUAUCAAAAUGUCGUUCGGAGAAAAAAGAACUGUUAUUUGCUGGGAAUGGGGGGUAAUAUUGGAAAGAAGGAUAAAAAGUUGUCGAUGAGGUAAGACGGCUGCACUUCACUAAAAAAGAUACUUUUUGAAAGGAAUGAAUGUAGAGGAGAAGAGGGCUACAUUCACUCUGUGGUUGAUCCAAAUCCAUAAAAUUUUUUUAUUAAAAAUAAUAGUAUUGAUGCAUGUAAA
Messenger RNA from Mangifera indica (mango), 3333 nucleotides. Its product is annotated as sulfate transporter 1.3-like. Gene Ontology annotation, biological process: transmembrane transport. Gene Ontology annotation, cellular component: membrane. The coding region runs from base 955 to 2943 and encodes 662 amino acids. The record is from RefSeq and is a predicted model, not a curated record. The transcript has 17 exons. Gene Ontology annotation, molecular function: secondary active sulfate transmembrane transporter activity. NCBI's taxonomy places the organism in Eukaryota, Viridiplantae, Streptophyta, Magnoliopsida, Sapindales, Anacardiaceae.